GCGGGGCCGGGGAGGCGCUGCCCUCGGGUCCUGUAGGCCCGGGAGGGCGCAGCGUUGCGGCGAGCCGAGCUGCGGCCCGUGGCGGAUGCGCCGUGAAAGCCGCGCUGAGCAGGCGCCAUGAGAGCCGACUCGAGGCCUCCUCUGGAGGACGGACACCCGCGUCCUCCACGAGCUCUCCCACCUGUGCCACGUGCUGCUAUUCAAGAUGAUAUUCCACUCAGUCGUCCUAAGAAAAAAAAGCCUAGAACAAAAACCACAGCAGCGAAAGCUCUGGAAGGCCUCGCAGAUCCUGUUAUUCAUGGGCCAUCUGAGGGCAGCGAGCCACCAACUGAAGAACCCAAAGAGCAUGCAGAGGCUCCCAUUCAAAGGAGACAGAAGAAGGCAAGGCCACCUCCCGAGUUGGAAACUUCCUUUACACAAAAGAAGACAUCCAGUCCAUCUUUACGAAAUGAAAAUGGUGUUGAUGUGGUGGAGCCAGCUGAGGAGGCAGUUAUUCAAAAGCCUCGAAGGAAGACAAAGAAAACCCAGCCAGUUGAGUUGCAGUAUGCCAAUGAGCUUGGAGUGGAAGACGAAGACAUAAUUACUGAUGAGCAAAGCACUCCAGAACAACAGUCUAGAUUUACUGCACCCAUUGGAAUUAGCCAGCCGGUAGGCAAAGUAUUUGUGGAAAAAAGCCGGCGGUUCCAGGCUGCUGAUCGUUCACAGCUGAUAAAGACCACUGAAAACAUGGCUGUGUCCAUGGACAUGAAGCCUUCCUGGACCACCAGAGAUGUGGCCCUCUCCGUUCACCGAGCUUUCAGGAUGAUUGGCCUGUUUUCUCAUGGCUUCUUGUCUGGCUGUGCUGUGUGGAAUAUUGUUGUGAUCUAUGUUCUAGCAGGAGGAGAUCAGCUGUCUGACCUACCCAACCUUCUUCAGCAAUACAAGACUUUCGCAUAUCCAUUCCAGAGUCUUCUCUACUUGCUUUUGGCUCUAAGUACAGUUUCAGCUUUUGACAGGAUUGACUUAGCUAAAACAUCAAUGGCAAUCCGAAAGUUUUUGACCUUGGAUCCAACAGCUUUAGCAUCUUUCUUGUACUUUACUGCUCUUACACUGUCUCUGAGUCAGCAAACAACAAGUGACAGAAUCCACCUUUACACACCCCCUUCUGCUAAUGGCAGCCUCUGGAAAGCAGGAAUGGAGGAACAGGUUCUCCAGCCAUGGGUUGUGGUGAAUCUGGUGGUGGCCCUUUUGGUUGGAUUAUCUUGGCUUUUCUUGUCCUACAGGCCAAGCAUGGAUCUUAGUGAAGAGUUCUUGUUCUCUGACGUGGAAGAAUGUCCUGACAAAGAUAAAGGAAUCAAAGCCCUUACAUAAUCAGCUCACCUUCAGAGGAAUUUUCCCCUUUUUGUUUCUCAAUGUAUUUUUAUAUGAUAUGUAGAUACAUAUUUGUAGUUGAAUUUUUUAUUAUAUAAUACUGAAAAGUUUCUCAAAAUUAUGGAAAAAUGUUUAAAUUUUGUUAUUUAUGCUCACAUAUAUCUAUAGCAUAAGCUUAAUGUAAGAGAAAUAAUGAAUUUAAAACAGGCAGGUAAAAGUGUUUUUUUUCUGUUCUGUCCAAUUAGCUGUACUUAUAACCAUUUAAAAGAUCCUUAUUCAGAAAAAGCCAUAACUUUAGCACUAUAAAGUGCUUAUCAAGUUUAAAUAAAAAUUUAGGGAAUAUGAUAGAAGGUAAAAAGAAACCCUCACUUAUUUUUGAUACCUUCUUAUUGAACAAAUUGAAAUACUAAAUUUUCUUACAUGACUAUGACUUAGUGUUUGUGCAUCAUGUGAUAGUUAUAAUGUAAUUUGGUUUGAAAGAUGCUUUAUUCUUUGCCUAAUAAAACUGAAAUACAUAUUUUGU
Messenger RNA from Perognathus longimembris pacificus (Pacific pocket mouse), 1873 nucleotides. It is a transcript of the gene Tmem237, whose product is annotated as transmembrane protein 237. Gene Ontology annotation, biological process: cilium assembly. The record is from RefSeq and is a predicted model, not a curated record. NCBI's taxonomy places the organism in Eukaryota, Metazoa, Chordata, Mammalia, Rodentia, Heteromyidae. The coding region runs from base 118 to 1350 and encodes 410 amino acids. The transcript has 13 exons. Gene Ontology annotation, cellular component: ciliary transition zone.